Messenger RNA from Haliaeetus leucocephalus (bald eagle), 4454 nucleotides. RefSeq names its product cysteine and glycine-rich protein 2 (gene CSRP2). The record is from RefSeq and is a predicted model, not a curated record. NCBI's taxonomy places the organism in Eukaryota, Metazoa, Chordata, Aves, Accipitriformes, Accipitridae. Gene Ontology annotation, molecular function: actinin binding; structural constituent of muscle. Gene Ontology annotation, biological process: muscle tissue development; sarcomere organization. The transcript has 5 exons. Gene Ontology annotation, cellular component: nucleus; cytoplasm; Z disc. The coding region runs from base 3614 to 4198 and encodes 194 amino acids.
CGGUGCUGCUUUUCUUGCUGUAUUGAACUGGGCUGCAACGCACUUGGCUUCUCUGAUGGAUCGCUGAAAAAAGCGAUCCAGGAUCGCUGGACAGCCUGAAAAUUCCUCAGGGGGCUGUCUCGGGGCUGGUUUAGGUUUCUUGUAGUUAAACCUGCUGUUAACAAAUGGGUUGGAAAGGGCUUUUGCAGUUGCUGUGGCUUGUUGAUGGUGUUUUGGGGAACGCUAGAUGAAUAACAUGCCCCCCUCUUGACUGGGUACAAGCUUAGCAGAAGUCAGGAUUUUCUUAUUAGCUGCCGACAAACCUGCAAUCGGAGUUGUUGGUACUGGUAGUGAGAUCGUCUGGAUGUUUAAUUACUGCUCUUGAGCUCCCCGAAGGCCUGCCUGGACUAGCCAAAAAGUCUUGAGGGAGCAGGCAAGGCUUAACGCAGGACUGGGAGUCUGAAUCUGCCACUUGUGGAGCUCUCAAAGGAGACCUGGGCAGCACGAAGCUCCAGGGCGGUGCUGGGAGAGCGGCUGGUGGGCAGGAGUACAGGCAUGUACGCUGUCCUCCUACGCACAGAGCUUCUUCGAGUCAUCAGCCCUUUUCCCCUUGGGUGCCUCCUGGGCACCGCUGCCCCGGGGUAGCCCUUGCUGUUGGGUAACUGGAGAAAUAUUGCCGUUCUUCCCACGCGAGCCGUCAUGAGAAUGUUAUGGGGAGGAUAAAUAGAAAUAUCUUCUGUGGAAGAGGCCAAGGUCACCUUGAAGUACUGACUUCAAUUCCUUUUUGCUUUUCAUUUAAUGAAGCCUCAGAGCCCUUAUCAGAAGGUUUGAGUCAGCUAAUGGUUGCCAGAUUGUCUAAUACUUUGUCUCCCUUGGGAAGGAGGAGUGUAGCUGCACCCUGUGUUGCCCAAUAUUAUGUGGGAAAUCUGGGGCAAAUCCAGAUCCUCAGCUCUAGUGUGCAUGGAAACUAAAUAAUUAACAAAAUGAUUAAAAUAAUUUAGACUCGUGUAAAUGCCCAAAAGAACAUGAGCGUGGGGAUGGUGAGAGGAAAAGACAGAAGUAGUUCUUGUACCAAAUACCGUUUAUGUUUUGGAAAGCAUACAAAGUGGAAAGGAAUCUCUUCUCCCUUUUUUUUUUUUUCCAGUCAAUGCAUUCCUUUUCCAAAGCUUUGUGCAGCCUAUAUUCCCUUUAACUAAGGACGUUCUUUGCCGUGAUUGAUGUCAGCUGCUGUGCGGUAGCACAGCCAAGCACUUGAAUAAAAGAAAUGGAAUCUUAAUUUUUAGACUCUACAGUUGUGCCAAGAAUGACAAAAGCAAAGUGGGAAAUGUCAUAAAACUAAUUUUAUGAGCUCAGUCAGGGUAUUAGUGCUAAACCAUGGAGCAGUAAUGGUGCUAAUCCUGUGGAAGUAUUAAACAAAGAGCUAUCUCAGUAAUUAGUGUCAGUGUGCAAAUGGCACUGCUCAGCCACUCUGAGGAAGUUUCCUAAGCUUUUGCUUAGGAAUGUACCUAAGAUGCCCCAAUUUAGGUUAAUAAACUAAUCUUAUUUUCCCACAUGCCACGAAUGGCUGGCUGCUUGUCUUGGACAAAGGUCUUGUAGCAGCCCGUCUUGGCGGCAUGUUUUACUCGGGGAACCGCACAACCUUCCCUGCAUCCCUAAAACUGCUGAACUACUGGUCAGGCUGCUUGGGCAGGAGGCUUGUCCUAGCAGCACUAGCGAGAUGGGGCACUUAUUUCAGGCUUAGCCAAAACUGCUGCUCUGAGAUGCGAUUUGCGGGUCCGCUCUACCUUGCCUGGGGAGCACGAGGCAGCAGCCGGGUGCCCGUGAGACCCCUCGCUCUGCACUGAGGGCUCUCCCGCACGUCUGUGAGAGCCCCUUAGAGAAAUGGGGUCUGGAAGCAAAGUGUUCAUCUCUGGUUCCCGGUGUCACGGCAGCGCUUCCAGUUCCUCUCUGUUGGCCGGGGGGACAAGUGGAGGUUGGUAGUCCUUGCUUCUGGCUCGGAGGGAUGAGUGGCAAAGCUGAAGGCAGCAGGUCGUGGGUGUUGUGUGGGGAUGCUGUCGCGUGUCCCUUCUCCCUGUCUGGCCAACGUGGGAGAGCUUCUAAGGGUAACUGAAGGUGAGUUGUGCCGAGAGAAGUCGGAAGCUCCCGACAAAUUCCUUUCUUCCUUCUCUCCCUGAUGGCUGACCCGUACCGCAGCGCUGCUGUGGGGAGCCUGCUGGGAGGGAAUGGUGCUGCUGGGGGGGGUAGGGUGGCAGGAGGUGCCCUCCGGGCUUCCAGGGGGCAAACCCGUGGUCCUCAGCCAGAAAUCCUCUCUGGAAUGAGGGUCAGUAAGGAGCAGGGGGGGGUGAUGAGGCCUGAGCAGCUCCAUUGGGUUAAACUCACCGAAUCGAUAACCCUCGCUCUGGCUGCCGUUGGCCUCCGCGCUUACGAGGGGGGGUCUUCUGGUGAUGAGCCGCAGGGGAGCAAACCAGCAUUAAUGCGAGCCGAGGGCAGGUCAGUGAUGACUGGGAGACUUCAACAAACCCUGCUGUGUUAGCUCGGGGUGGUGGCAGGAGGAGGAAAGCCCCAGAAGAGCCAAAGGUGGCUGGCAGUGCUCUGCUUUGGUGCUUUAACCCAGGACAGUUAAUGGGAGGAGCAGGAGGAGCUCCCAGUUGAGCUGGGUGGGAACUGCUGGUGGGGACAGCGUGAGCGCUGGGGAGGAGGCAGCUCGGCUUGAGAUGGGACAGUUGCUGCUUCUGGCUUAAUGUAGGAGACUGUUCCCAAGGCUGUAGUUUGGCACGGUGGGUGAUGGUGCCUGUCCCUCCCCUCUAGCCUUCUGAGCAUCCAUUGCAAGUAAUGCAUAAAAGGGAGUUUUGCUUUAUUUUAAAGCAGCUGUGGCUCCUCGAGCAGUUGGGUUUGGUUCAUAUACCUGUCUGGUUAAGGCAUAGUUCAUAAUAGCAGUGGAGUCCCCCCAAAAUAAUCUCCCUUAAACUUCUUUGAAGUGCAGGCGUGAUCUCAAAGGAGCGCAGAAUGUUCCUACAGCCCUAGUAAGUGGUUCUCCAGUGAGGUGAACUUUGGCUUGUUCUGCAUCCCAGAUGAUAGGCCCUGCAGUAAAACAAAAUGCCGUUGUUGGCACAAUUGGUUUGCUUCCAUCAGACAAGAGGCCCAGCGUUAAUGAAGCAUAGAAACUGAAAUUACAUCCAUCUGGGGGGGGGUGUUCGCUCAAGGUACAGUAAAGCCCUUGUGCGUGAAACUGUAAUUUGUGCAUGUCUAAUUUAUGUAACUUUCAAAACCCCGGGCAGGGACAGGAGGACACGUCUCGUGAAGACCGUGUCUCUGUGUUUCUUGCUGUGCGGCAGCAGCGGUCUCUGUUCCCCUUGCCAGUCCAUCUGCUUUUACAAAUAGCCAUAGAGAACCCGCCUAAGCCUUUAAGUCCGGUCUGGGAUCUGAAGGGCUGAGAAGUUGAUCCGAACACAAAAACUUCUCACGCGGCGGAAGGUCGCUUUUUUUUUAACCAGUUGGUGAAAUCGCCGGCUUGCUCUCCGAUAGACGACCUUCGCAGACCUGCUUGAAAGGAGCCCGUAACCCCAACUGUCCUCGAGCCGGGGUGGUGGAGGACGCUGUCGUUAACAAACCUCUCCCCUCCCGCAGAACCACCAUGCCCAACUGGGGAGGCGGCAACAAAUGCGGUGCCUGCGGCCGCACCGUCUACCACGCCGAGGAGGUGCAGUGUGACGGGAGGAGCUUCCACCGGUGCUGCUUCCUCUGCAUGGUCUGCCGGAAAAACUUGGACAGCACAACUGUAGCGAUUCAUGAUGCUGAAGUUUACUGCAAAUCUUGCUAUGGAAAAAAGUACGGCCCGAAAGGUUACGGAUAUGGCCAAGGGGCAGGCACGCUGAACAUGGACAGGGGAGAGAGACUCGGCAUCAAGCCUGAGAGCACACCCUCUCCCCACCGACCCACAACAAAUCCAAACACUUCAAAGUUCGCUCAGAAGUUCGGAGGGGCAGAGAAAUGCUCUAGGUGUGGUGAUUCUGUUUAUGCGGCAGAGAAAGUAAUAGGAGCUGGUAAGCCAUGGCACAAAAACUGCUUCCGAUGUGCCAAGUGUGGAAAAAGCCUAGAAUCUACAACCCUAACUGAAAAAGAGGGAGAAAUCUAUUGUAAAGGCUGUUACGCAAAGAACUUCGGCCCCAAGGGAUUUGGGUAUGGCCAGGGAGCAGGUGCCCUCGUUCAUGCCCAGUGAGGGGGACGGAUGGCUCAAAACCCCUUACAGCUCUGCUGAGAUCCCGCUACAAGAAACAGGAGGGUUUCCUAAAUGUUACUAACUACUGUGAAACAGACACUAGUUACUGUAGUGCUUGGGCAUAUGUUCAGCAGAGAAUUUUUUCUUUUUCGAAAAACAAAAAGCACUGCUUUUUCCUUGCUUUGUGUAUCAUACUGUAACACUUUUAAUACUGAGUAUCAAUUCAAUAAACCUUUGCUUGUUGAUAUAUCCUAAA